AUGAAGGGGAUGCCCUUGCCCUAUGGUUUUGAGGGGAAGGGGGUGUUAGAGUUGGAGCAGCUGCUUGUUCACAACAAGAAAUUUGUUUCAGAUUUCGCCCCUCAAAUCUCAUCUGAUUACCUUUUUCAGAAAAAUUGCUUCUUGAAUCGGAACAGUUACAGCUUUGUUGAGCCCACCUCUGUCCUGGAUUCUGCAAGAAUUCCCAGCCGGCCCGCGUCUUCCUCAACACUGUCUUCUUCCCUAGGCGGCGGUGCUGCUUCGGUGGAUACGGCCGGCGUGGCGGCGGUCUCGGACGCGGACCCCUCUCCCAAAUGGCAGCAGCACGACUCCACCACUGCCACCAGCGGCGGCGGCGGGGCUGACCACGACCUCCUCCCCGUCCCCCCUUCCCUCGAUAUCGGAGCCGCCGGCGGGAACACGGAGAAGUUCGCCAUGGAGGACUGGGAGGGCGUGCUGUCGGAGUCGGUGGCCGUCUCCCCCGGCGGUGAACACUCCCUUUUCCGGUGGAUCAUGGGCGACCCUGAGGACCCCUCCUCCAUGGGUUGCCUCAGCCGGGGCCUCCACAUCGGCGACGGCGGCGGUGGCUCAACAACGCCGGAGCUCGAUUUCAGCGGCGGCAGCGGCUUCUCGGGGAGUGUGGAUCAGGUUUUCGUCUCCUCCGGGGAAUGCUUCCUGCCAGCUGUCCCAAACUUCCCCACCAACAGCAGAUCUGAAAAGGGUAACGACAGCUUCGGUUGGUCCUCCAACAAUCCCUUAUCUUCAAAUCCGCCUACUAAUUUCAAAUUCUCUCAGAAUAUCACACAAAACCCAUCUCCACCCUUCAACACCAACCUCAACCCCAUAGUUUUCGAUUCAUCCCCUGAAAUCAAGCCUCCCAUUUUCAAUCCCCAGCUACUAAUCAACCAUCACCAAGCCCAAAACACUCAAAACCCUUCCCUUUUCCUCCCUCUCUCCCACCCCCACCCCCGAAGCCCCAACCUCUUGGGCCCACCCCAGCCCAAGCGUCACAACCCCGGCGGGCCCAUCGACGGAGGGUUUCAGCCCGGUGGGCCGACCCCAAAGGGCCCAUUGACUGACACCGGGCAGCACCCGGAAUUCUUGAUGGCAAGAGAAAACCUACACCCCCACCAGCUCCAGUUCCUUCCCCCAUAUCUGCACCAUGGGCCGGCUGUGGGCCCAGUUCCAAGGCCCAAGCCCGACGACUGCCACCAGCUUCAGCGGGCCGUGGUGGACCAGAUUUACAAAGCGGCUGAGCUGGUCCAAACCGGAAACCCAGUUCACGCGCAGGGGAUAUUGGCGCGGCUCAAUCACCAGCUCUCUCCCAUCGGCAAGCCCUUUAUGCGGGCCGCUUUUUACUGCAAGGAGGCCUUGCAAUCCCUCCUCCUCAACAACAACAACAACAAUGCCACGUCAUCAUCAUCAUCAUCGCCUUUCAGCCUCGUCCUCAAAAUCGGAGCCUACAAAUCCUUCUCCGAGGUCUCGCCUCUCGUCCAAUUCGCCAAUUUCACCUGCAACCAGGCAAUCCUCGAGGCCGUCGAAGGUUUUGAUCGGAUUCAUAUAGUGGAUUUCGAUAUCGGGCUCGGCGGGCAGUGGGCCUCCCUCAUGCAAGAGCUCGCAUUGCAGAAUUCGGGCCCAUCAGGCCCGCCCACUCUGAAAAUCACAGCUGUCAUCGCCUCACCCUCGGCCCGCGAUCACCUCGAGAUGGGCCUGACUUGCGAGAAUCUGAUUCAGUUCGCGAGCGAGGUCAAUAUCGGGUUCGAAUUCGACGUGAUGGGCUUUGACUCACUGAGUUCCAGCCCGUUUGACGGCGAGGCAGUCGUGGUGAAUCUCCCGAUCAGCUGUCUAGCUAGCUGCCAGCUGUCACCGCCGCCUUUCGUGCUUCGUUCUGUGAAACAGCUGUCGCCGAGAAUUGUUGUCUCGGUGGAGAGAGGAUUCGAAAGAAAUGAUUUGCCUUUCGCUAACCACAUUAUCCACGCUCUUCAGUCGUGCUCGAGUCUUCUCGAGUCUUUAGACGCUGUUAACAUGAACAUUGAUUCGCUGCAAAAAAUCGAGCGGUUUUUGCUGCAGCCAUGGAUUGAGAAAAUCGUGGCAGCUCGGUUUCGAGCUCCUGAGAAGACACAGCAAUGGCGUGCAUUAUUCUUGUCCAAUGGUUUUUCGCCUGUUGUGUUCAGUAAUUUAACGGAGUCUCAAGCGGAGUGUGUGAUCAAAAGGACUCCUGUUCGAGGGUUUCAAGUGGAGAAAAGGCAGUCGAGUCUCGUGCUUUGCUGGCAGAGGAAGGAGCUUAUCUCUGCUUCGGCUUGGAGAUGCUAA
Molecule: messenger RNA, 2310 nt
Organism: Striga asiatica
Lineage: Eukaryota; Viridiplantae; Streptophyta; Magnoliopsida; Lamiales; Orobanchaceae
Source: the annotation of a GenBank genome assembly